AUGGCGCACCAAGCUCCCCUCGACGCACCACCUCCUCCCGUCGCACCGCGCCCACCCCCGAUCCCGCUCAAGGCCGUCCUCAUCGGCAACGCCUCGACCGGCAAGACGGCCCUCCGCAACCGCUUCGUCGCCGGCCACUUCAGCGACGCCUACCGCGCCACCAUCGGCUGCGACUUUCGCCAAAAGGUCGUCCGCGUCAACGACGACGACCAGUGCAUCGUCAACGCCUGGGACACGGCCGGCCAAGAGCGCUUUCGCUCGCUCGCUCCCGCCUUCUACCGUGCCUCGGACGCGUGCCUCCUCGUCUACUCGCUCGCCGACCCGUCCUCCCCGUCGGCCGUCGCCAAGGCCAUCCGCACCU
Rhodotorula graminis WP1 is the source of this 361-nucleotide messenger RNA. RefSeq lists its product as uncharacterized. The record is from RefSeq and is a predicted model, not a curated record. Lineage: Eukaryota; Fungi; Basidiomycota; Microbotryomycetes; Sporidiobolales; Sporidiobolaceae. The annotation marks the transcript as partial. Gene Ontology annotation, cellular component: phagocytic vesicle; late endosome; lysosome. Gene Ontology annotation, biological process: phagosome-lysosome fusion. The transcript has 2 exons. Gene Ontology annotation, molecular function: GTPase activity; GTP binding.